Messenger RNA from Odobenus rosmarus divergens (Pacific walrus), 1157 nucleotides. RefSeq names its product arylamine N-acetyltransferase 1-like. Lineage: Eukaryota; Metazoa; Chordata; Mammalia; Carnivora; Odobenidae. The coding region runs from base 61 to 933 and encodes 290 amino acids. Gene Ontology annotation, molecular function: acetyltransferase activity. The transcript has a single exon. The record is from RefSeq and is a predicted model, not a curated record.
GAAAUCCAGUGCAAAAGUAAUGUAUUUAUUUCUGUUUUGUUGUACUUCCCUUAGGGGAUCAUGGACAUCGAAGCAUAUUUUGAAAGAAUUGGUUAUAAGAACCCUAGGAAGAAAUUGGACUUGGAAACAUUAACUGACAUUCUUCAGCACCAAAUCCGAACCAUUCCUUUUGAAAACCUUGACAUCCAUUGUGGGGAAGCCAUGGAAUUGGGCUUGGAGCCCAUUUUUGAUCAAGUUGUAAGGAAGAACCGUGGUGGGUGGUGUCUCCAGGUCAAUCAUCUUCUGUACUGGGCUCUGACCACAAUCGGUUUUGAGACCACAAUGUUAGGAGGGUAUGUUUACAGUACUCCAGCCAGCAAAUAUAGCAAGGCUAUGAUUCACCUUCUGCUGAUGGUGACUACUGAUGGCAGGAAUUACAUAGUAGAUGCUGGGUUUGGACGCUCUUACCAGAUGUGGCAGCCUCUGGAGUUAAUUUCUGGGAAGGAUCAGCCUCAGGUGCCUUGCAUCUUCCACUUGACAGAAGACAAAGGAAUCUGGUACUUGGACCAAAUCAGAAGAGACCAGUACAUUCCAAACCAAGACUUUCUUAAUUCUGAUCUCCUAGAAAAGAACAAAUACCGAAAAAUAUACUCCUUUACUCUUGAACCUCGAACAAUUGAAGAUUUUGAGUCUGUGAAUACAUACCUUCAAAUGUCUCCAACAUCUGUGUUUACAAACAAGUCAUUCUGUUCCUUGCAGACUUCUGAAGGGGUUCACUGUUUAGUGGGCUGCACCCUUACCUAUAGGAAAUUCAAUUUUAAGGACAAUAUGGAUUUGAUAGAGUUUAAAAUACUGAAUGAGGAAGAAGUAGAAAAAAAGCUGAAAAAUAUAUUUAAUAUUUCCUUGGAGAAAAAGCUUGUGCCCAAACAUGGUGAUCAAUUUUUUACCAUUUAGUAUAAGGAGCAAAAAUGGUCCUCAGUAUUACUUCAUGUACUGAAACUUUUUAUUAUAAAAAAUUUUAAACAUAGAGACAAUAAAAUAGUAAAUGUCUGUAUCACCCAAUUUAUCAAUUAUCAGCUACCAUAUUUCCCCAAUACUCACACAUUAUACUGAGGAAAAUUUUACCCUUAAAAAUGUCAGCAUUUAACAUUACAAAGCUGUAGUUAUCAAGACAGUAU